Biomphalaria glabrata is the source of this 5665-nucleotide messenger RNA. Its product is annotated as probable serine carboxypeptidase CPVL. Gene Ontology annotation, molecular function: serine-type carboxypeptidase activity. The coding region runs from base 350 to 1642 and encodes 430 amino acids. NCBI's taxonomy places the organism in Eukaryota, Metazoa, Mollusca, Gastropoda, Planorbidae. The record is from RefSeq and is a predicted model, not a curated record. Gene Ontology annotation, biological process: proteolysis. The transcript has 2 exons.
AUUAUUAUUGGCCUCCUUCAGUCGUGAAACGACCAUGGUUUAUCUCGAACAAGUGAGAUGAAAGCCUGGGCAUUGUCUAUGGUCGGAACGAUGUCGCCCACACAGCAGUUCCCCCCUCUCCGCGCAGCUGAUGAGACCAAAGGAACGGAAUAUCCGAUACAGUUUGGGAUCAGUAGCGCCGCAGGCUCUGCCUGGCUGUAGCACAGUGUGCAGCAACCUGCCUAAGGAUCACCAGCUCCUGACUUUUCCUCAGAGUUGUCUCCCGAAGCCUUUCCUGUGUUUGGGUAUAGCCACAAGACUGCGUAGGUUUGGAUUCAGAGUUUUCCUUCUCCUAGAUGAGUAAGACGAAAUGCUUCUAUCGUAUUUGGGAUUUCUCUUGACAUUUUUUAAAAUCAACUAUGGGCCAUUGCUGCUGACGCCUUACAUCACUUCAGGGGACAUUACUACUGCUCGCACGCUCAGCCGUGUUCAGGACGAGGAAGGAGUUAUCCCUCCAAGCCACGCCGGAUUUAUCACUGUGGAUAAAAAGCUUGGAAAUCACUUGUUCUUUUGGUACUUUCCCACGACCAGCAGACGAUCGGAAGCCCCACUUUUGCUGUGGCUUAACGGUGGUCCUGGAGCGUCAUCGAUGGUCGGUCUCUUCUACGAAAAUGGUCCACUUAGGGCAGUGACAGCGGACUCGUAUACAGCAUGGAACAAAUCGUGGACCAAUUCCUUCUCCAUGCUCUACAUAGACAACCCUGUCGGCUGUGGCUUUAGUUACUCUGAAAACAUACCCCAGGGCUAUCGGACCACAGACGAAGAAGUUGCAAUGGACUUGUAUUCCUUUCUGGAGCAAUUCUACACCAUGUUCCCAGAGUUCAUGAGCAGGGAACUCUACAUUGGAGGCCAGUCCUACGCCGGGAAAUAUGUUAGCUCUCUGGGUUACGUCCUGCAUUCUAAUAUUCAGAGCGGGGCUUCGAAAUUGCCAUUUAGAGGAGCGUACAUCGGUGGGGCUUUCUUUGAUCCAUAUACACAGAUUUCUCUGGCGGUGGAGUUCUUCUACACGAUGGGAGCACUGUCAUGGAAACAAAGGAAUGAGUUCAAGGAAACGUGUUUUCGAAACUGGCCAAAUGGAUUGGCAUGCGAUGCAGGCUUUAUUGUACGAAUUUUGGAUUAUGACUCUAUGGACAACUACAUGGCUCCUAAAAAGUUUCCAGAAUUUAUUCAAAAUAUCAUGAACUUAGAAAAAGUCAAAAAAAUAUUGCAUGUUGGUAACAGAAGCUUCCAACUCAUAAACGAUGGUGUUAAUUUCAAACUUGGAGAGGUUAUUUUAUGGAGUACUAAAUCUAAGCUGGCGGUUCUCUUGGACAACUACAAGGUCCUUCUCUAUGAGGGAGACUUUGACGCCAGGGUGCCUACAGUCGGUGUGGAGGGCGCUCUUCUCACAAUGCCGUGGUCACUUCAGGAGGCGUAUAACAAUUCCAAGAGGGCUUCGUGGUACCAAGAGGGCGAGCAGAUAGGUUCCUUUAGCAGGACAGGAAACUUCUGUAGGGUGGUCCUUAGAAAUGCCGGACAUCAUGUUCCACAUGACCAGCCGGACAUCUCCCUGACCAUGAUGGAACAUUUUGUCCACUUCGGCUGUAUUGAUUCCUACAUUUGACCAAGUAUGAUGUAUAUCUAAGUAAAAAGUGAAUCUGCUUAAUUAAGCACAUGAAACACUUCGCUUUUUUAUUAAUCUUUUAAAUUGAAGAUCUUGAUAAGUUCAGUGUGAAAGUUCCAAUCAAUUACUAUCAAUUUAAAUAGACUAAAACUGUCCCCACCUUGUCAUGAAACCAUUAGCACAGAGUAAUUAAAUCAAUUAGUUCUGAGAACGAAGAAUACAGUGAUACCUUUUGAAAUUCAAAAAAAAGUAAUGUUUCCCUUUCAGAGCUUGCGUUCUAUAUGUCAUCUGAUUCUUUGGCCCACAGUUAUCGAGCAGGGUGUUAUGUGGCCAACACAACGACCAACCGCCUUUAGAGUCAGGCAACCAUUAGAGUUGGGUGGACUCAGAGAGGGGGCCUUAAAAUCCCGAAAAUCACAAUCCCAGUCUUCACCGAGAUUUGAACCCAGGUCCCAAGGUUUGGAGGCGAGCGCUUAGCCACUCAGCCACCGCGCCCAAAGAUAUACUAGUAUCAACAUUCAUAAAUGCUAUUUGCUUCCUAGUGUUGAUAGAUCAUGGAAUAUGUUGCCUGAAUCAGCCGAAAAAAAAAACAACUUGCCAGAGUCUAAUUCAUUGAUUAACAUGCUUCUGAUUCAUAAAAGAAGUUAUACGAAUUGAAUUCAAACUCCAGGGCUUAAGCCCAUCAAGCCAAUGCGCUAACCACACGGAAAACAGAAGGUUGUUAGCUUCAAGCUUUUAAGUGACAAAGUAUAAAGGGGACUAAUUCAAGUUGUACCUCCACGUCAGUCAAGUAAAAUUUCUUUCUCUUGAUCGAUACCAAAGACAAAUUCAUUACUGAUAAUUAAUUAACUAAUUGGCGACCUGGCUUCUAAUCUCGUUGAAAACUGGGAAUUUAAAAUUUGGGGAUUUUUAGGGCGCCCCUGAGUCCACCCAAACCUAAUGGGUGUCUGGCUCUAGUUGGGGUAAAGGCAGUUUUUCGUUGUGCUAAUCAACCUGUUCGUUAGCCGCUGGCGAAAGAGACACAUUACUUAAUUAACAUCAUCUGCCAUAUAGAUCGCCAGGUCUGAAAGGAAACGUGACUGUAUCAAGCUAAGUAUCAAUUAGUUUUAGCGGCCCCGGAAAAAGGGAAUAGACGUUAUUAGUUUUGAGUGGUCUGUCCGUCCGUCCCGUUUAGAUCUCCAAAACUAGAAAAGAUAUUGAAAAUCCGAACUCAUGAUAUUUUAGACCAUACAAAUUUCUGAUGCAACGGCUAGUUUUUCUUUUCUAAAAAAAAUUUUUUUUUAAUCAACUAUGCAACCAGUUUUUAUUUUAAAAGUAGACCAUUUUUACAUCUAUUCAUCAUUAAUAGAAACAAGCACGGGAGGCUGUUUAGUAAGGCAAAUAACUAUUUACCAUAUUUUUAACACAUUUAUGCACACGGUUUUAGAUUUUUUAUCAAAAAUAUUUUUUUUUACAACUGUAUUGCAAAGUUAUGUUAGUUCUAUCAUAAAAACAAUAAGGCUUGUUCUAUCAUACUAAUUACUAUAUUUACAAAAAAUGUUUACUUUUAUUUUUAAAGAGAAAAAUCUAUUUAGCAUGCAUAUAAAAGGAACAUAAUAUAAAGCAACAAUUAGUAAGUCGUUUUUCAUGUUAUCGUGUGAACCGCAGUGACGUUUCCAUGGCCCUGGAACACUGAACUAAUGGAAGGGGAGAUUUUAUUUUUUACGAAAAUGUUUUUGUUUUUGAGGCUUUGAAUAAGAGAUUGACCCUUUACAGAAGAACAAUUAGAUCAACUAGAAAUAUUAUUAGACAAUCAUUAUAAAACAUCAAUUAGGUCAGGUUCACAUCUACCUCCUCCUUCACUUUCACCCAUUCCUUGGUCUGCUGGGCCGUUAGGGCACGAAACAAUAUUGUAACUUUUUCCAUUCUUCUCUGUCAUUUGCCUUUGAUACAAUUUUAUUCUGAUAUUCUUUCUGAAAAUAUUAAAACCUUCCUUUUUUACCUGCCUGGGUGGACCACUCCAGGGGCCGAUAUUGAGUUUGUGUCUCCACACAAACUGUCUUCGUAACCUUGUUUUUUUUUAUUUUUAAAUGUAGCGCAAUGGUUUUUAUUCAUUUUUCAAUCAGCCUGUAUAUUACUUUUCUUUAUUUUUUUGUAUUGUUUGUAAUUUUUUUUAUGUUUACUGCGACAUGAACAACAAAUACUUUUUUUUUUUGACAAAUGUCAAUUAGUUAUUCUAUUUUAGUCUAUUACAAAUUCUAUACUUAACCUUUGAUUCUAUUUAUAGACAAGUUUAAUUCGGGCAGUUGUAUUGUAUCACAUUUAAUCAAACGCGGUUUAUCUAUAUGUGGCCAGUCCAAGUGUAUAAAUGUGUUAAGUUAUCAGAGAACUGAGCAUUUAUCUUUACCUAUAAAACAACCGCAUUGUGACUACAAGUGACCGACUAAAGUUUAAAGGAAGGUUCAGUUCUUAAUGGAAAACGUAUAGUUUUCUCACAGUUUUUUAACUUUAAUUAUUGAAUUUUGUUUUAAAAAUGAUGUACAAUAUAGACGCCUUUAUUUGUUUUGCAAUUUACUUGAGAAUUGACUAUGAUGACGUCGUUGCCCGGAGUAGGGCCGGAUAUAUGGUCGUGUAAAACAGUGCAGCAGUCAAGAACCUCACCAAUAUACUAAACAACCCCCCCCCCCCAAAAAAAAAGUGUUUUUAAAAAAAUGUGAACACACAUUAAAGUUAUAACUCGGUUCUGCUAAUCGCCAUCCACUAGGGCCAGCCCUAGGUAACUGGAGGCCCAGGGCGAAUGGAAUUUUCGUGACCCCCAAAUGAAACAAAAAAUAAAUAAUAAUAAACACAGAAAUGUAAAAUUAUGCAAUUUACUCAAAGCCUGUAGGAAGACAUAGAGCUCUUCCUAUUUUAAGAAUUGAUCCAAGUUUCGAAAUACUGUAUAUUCCCAUAUUCCAAAAAAUACAUAAGAGCUACUUGAGAGGCGCUCACGUGCUGGAGGUCCAAUGCGGCUGCCUACUUUGCCUAAGGCCGUCCCUGCAUCCAUGUACGUCAUGCAGAGGAUACGCACCAUCUUGUGAAAUAUACGUGACUUAUCUUAUAGAUCGCAGACGUUACUUCAAAAGAUAAGAUAAUAUUAAUGACCCCCUAUGCACUUCAAGUGUCAAUCUAGUUAUGGAUGCAAUCAGACCCUUACCGUCUGCUAUUUCUAUGGUGUCCUGGCUGAUAAUGCAUUGCCCUUUCCAUUCUGAGCACUUGUACCAAUCUGUCCAAGCAUAUACAAUAAAGACGGUGCCACUAUCUUUGUGUCUUUAUGAGUAUUCUACUAGCUUUUGUUUUUCUAUUUGUAAAAUAUGGUUCAGUGUUUUAUGUAAUAAUGUAACUUUACUUUUAUUCUUCUGACCUGAAGUGUCUCUAAAUUUAGAGAUGUAUUUAAUGCGUUAGUUAAGUAAACAGUUCCCCUUUCAGACCUUGUUGUCUAUAGGGCAGAUGAUGUGAAGGUCGUCUGUUUCUGUGACCUACGGUUAACGAGGGUGUCAUGUGGCCAGCACAACGACCAACCGCCUUUACGUUUCCCCAACUUAUGUCAGGUACCCAUUAGAGCUGGGUGCAACCAGAGGCGCCGAAAUACCCUGAAAUUAAAAAUCCCAGUCCUCAUCAGGAUCGGAACAGGGGACCCCUUUUUGGAAGCCAAGCGCCUUACCGCUCAGCCACUGAGCCGUCUUACUCUUAUCAAAUAUUUCAUUGAAAGGCCUGUCCAUUUCUUAAGUAUGUCCUUCUAUUACCCUACCAUUAAUUUAUUGUUUUUUUUUUUAUAAAUAUUUAUGUCCACAAAAAAAUACUGCUCAUAACCUGAGCACUUUGUAGGAUUACUAAGUGUUUCAGAUUUUUAUUUCAUUUGGACACUUAAGAAGAGCACAAUUAUGUCAUUGUUUUCAUACAAAGGAGUAAAUCUAUAAAUAGUAAGAUACAAUUUGGUCUAUCCUGUGUGCAUAAUAUGUAUUGAUUAGCAAGGUAUUUUUUUUUAAUAAAUCCUAAACUUUU